Messenger RNA from Geodia barretti, 114 nucleotides. Lineage: Eukaryota; Metazoa; Porifera; Demospongiae; Tetractinellida; Geodiidae. The record is from the annotation of a GenBank genome assembly.
AUGGGGAUGGUCCACCGGAUUUUUGGCGACGCCCCGAACGUGGGGACGGCGGCCCAGGUGACGCUUCGCGCCGGCCUUGCCCAGGCUUUCGUUCUUGUGGUCCGGGUUGGAUAG